Messenger RNA from Schistosoma mattheei, 2321 nucleotides. Lineage: Eukaryota; Metazoa; Platyhelminthes; Trematoda; Strigeidida; Schistosomatidae. The record is from the annotation of a GenBank genome assembly.
AUGUUAGUGAAUGGUGAUAGUGAUGUAGUGGGAGAAGCUGCUAAAUUUCACAAACCAGGCGAAAAUUAUAAUUCUCCCGGUUACAUUGUGACAAAAGAUACUAUGAGGUUAUUGAAAGAACACAUGAAGCAAACCGGUGGUAUAGUAGUUACAAGGUUUCCUCCUGAACCAAACGGUAUUUUACACAUCGGCCACGCAAAAGCGAUCAAUUUUAAUUUUGGUUAUGCAAAGAAACAUGGUGGCAUAACCUACUUGCGAUAUGAUGAUACAAACCCUGAAAAGGAGGAAGCAGAAUUUUUCGAAGCUAUUGAGGACAUGGUUCGAUGGCUGGGCUUUACUCCAUACAAAAUUACUUAUGCCUCGGAUAAUUUCCAACAGUUAUACGAAUGGGCAAUUAAGUUAAUCAAAUUAAAGUUAGCUUAUGUUUGUCAUCAGGCCGUAGAAGAAAUACGAGGUUUUAAUCCACCAACUUCGCCCUGGAGAGACAGACCGAUUGAGGAAUCCUUGCGACUGUUUGAGGAUAUGAAAAACGGCAAGAUUGACGAAGGUAUGGCUACUUUACGUAUGAAAGUGACAUUGGGCGAUGGGAAAGUGGAUCCAGUAGCUUAUCGCAUCAAGAUGACUCCCCAUCAUCGUACUGGUACUGAGUGGUGCAUUUACCCUACUUAUGACUAUACUCAUUGCUUGUGUGAUUCCAUCGAGAAUAUCACACAUUCAUUAUGCACUAAGGAAUUUCAGUCACGACGUCCUGCUUCAGUGGAAUAUGGUCGCCUCAAUUUGUAUUACAGUGUGGUGUCUAAGCGCAAAAUUUUAAAGCUGAUAGAAGCCGGUAUUGUUAAUGACUGGGAUGAUCCACGGUUAGUAACUUUGACAGCACUCCGUCGUCGUGGAUUUCCACCUCAAGCUAUUAAUAUGUUUUGUGAACGCAUUGGCGUUACUAUGGCUCAAACAAUCCUUGAUCCUUCUGCUUUAGAUGCUUGUGUACGGGACUAUCUGAAUGAUCAUGCACCACGUGUGAUGGCUGUUUUAGAGCCAAUAAUAGUAACUAUUACGAAUUGGCAUGAACUGUAUGGCGAUAAGUCUUCUGUCGAGCUUACAGUUGCGGAUUUUCCUGCUAUUCCAGACAGUAAGACUCAUAGUGUCCUGUUGCAACAGGAGCUGCCUUGUUUUACAAUUUUCCGAUUUAAAAAAGAUUCCGAUGGGAAAAUAUCUCAUUUAUUUGUGAAAGCCCAGAAGGUAGAGGAUUCUACUAAGCCAAAAGCUUUUAUACAUUGGGUGUCCAAUCCUUUGCAGUUUGAAGCUCGACUGUAUGACCGAUUGUUCACCGUCAAGGAGCCAGAAAGCGAAAAGAAUGGAUUCUUGUCUGUGAUUAAUAAAAACUCAUUAGUCAUAAUUCCGGGUGCUUUGAUUGAACAGUCUGUCAAAAAUGCUGAGGUUUACACUGCCUAUCAAUUUGAACGUAUUGGUUUCUUCUCUGUGGAUCCUGAUACUAACUCAGAACGUCGUAUGUAGUGUGUAACACCAAUUGGAAGUGGGAAACAUGGCAGCAGAAGUUUAAGAAGAUCGACGUGAAGAGAAUAGACAAGGAAAUAGAAAGAAAUUUGGAACUGGAAGGACCGUACAGAAUGUGAGGGACAAAUGAUGGAAAUUCGCAAAUAACGUACUCAGUGUAUGGUUCUCAUAUUUUUCAAAGGUAUUCUGUAAUUUUUCAUUAAACACAAUUGAGUUCUCGUUCACUACAGUAUUUUUACAUCUUGAUCAUUUCCCGAAUGCUAAUUAUUCUCUACAUUAGGAGGUUCUUGUUUCGUAAAAUACGAUUGUAAUUUAGUUAAUAUCUGCAGCGGAAUUUCUUGUUUAUUAUUACGUCAUUUGUGUCAUGGAAACUAGUUUGUUAGAAUGAGAAAUUUCUUUGACGAAAUUACUUACUACCUGAAAUUAAGUAAAGGUGUUUCAUUUGAUUUAGUUCUGAUAAUUUUUUAUACCACGUAUUUUUAUCAAAUGUCUAUGGAACAAUUAAAAUCAUUAUGAAAACUCAUUCCGUCAGCCUCACCUGUAAACUAAACUUCUAAUUAUAACUAUCAUUUACAAAUUUGUCUUUCAGUUACAGAUUUAUGUAUUUUUAUGGGCAUUAGACAGUAGAAUGUGUGUAUACAUGACAAUAUUUUCAAAAGUAAUUAUAUUGUUUCCCCCUUGCUUGUUUAUGACGUAACAGUUGCUAUGUGGAUCGGUUAUAUAAUACAGCGAAAUAGUCGAUCGUUUGGUAAAAUUUUCAGUAAUGAUAGUAAGUAAAGUAACACUGACUGGUUUAUUAAAAAAAGAAA